AGUUCUCGCGAGUUGACCUUUUGCUGUGUGUUUGUCCGAAGUACCUUAUAGCAGGAGAGGCGGCAACAUUUGUUUUCUGCGUUUCGUAAAAAUAAUAAUAAUUAAUUUAUUUAUUAUGUCGGCGUAGGAUAUAUGGAAUUUUAAUACAAUUAAUUAAUUAUAAGUGAUUUUUUUUGGGUAUCUUCAAUAAACUAUUGGAUAAACGCAAACAAAAAAGAUGGUUUCCAUACUUUACUCUCUCCUACCCUUAUCAGUACUCUUCAAUAAAAUCUACUGUGAACAAGAGCACAAAGUUCACAAUAUAGUCCUCUAUCCAGAAAAACACUCUUGGUGCCAAACCACGCCCAUACAACAAGUGGUAGCUUCGUCAGGCUACGAACCAGUGACCAUCCAAAAUAAUGUUUGUGUUGGAGCGUGCUUUAGCUACAGCAUACCCAAAAGUGAACCAGCAGAACCUGGAGAAUUGAUUGGACCUUACUGCGAUAGCUGUCAACCCUCAGAAAUAAAAUGCUACCAUGUAAAUUUGAAAGCAGAAGAAUCCAACGUAGAAGGAGUCAAAAUUCUUCAAAAACGUAUAGAAGUCAUUAUGAAUUGUUCUUGUCAAAGUUGCAAUAAAAUCCGCUUAGAAGAUUGUGCUAUAAAUGACACUAACACUAUGGAGUUGCCAUUGAAUAUGUAUGUAGAUCAGGAAAAUUUCAAGACGAAUGAAGAUAAUAUUCAUCCGGAUUUAUUUGAAGCCCAAAACUCACAUAAAACAUUUGAAAAUGAUAUUAAAUUGAAAAAUAAACUGAAAAAGUGGUUUGAAACGUAUCAAAGUGAAAGCGGCGAUCAUAAGAAUUCUGAAUUGGCUGAUCUUAUAAACAUCGACAAGAAAAACGAAAAAAUCGUGAAAGACUUGGAGGGUUUACCGAAAACUUUCGGGGUAGAAGGAGCGGCUAGUCAUCAAAAAGGCGCUCACAUUGGAAUGGGAAUUUCGCAUCAUCCGAAUGACGUAGUCGAUCCCGAUACAAAAACUCCAGACUUAGAAGUUCAGCCUCCUCAUCAUCACCACCAUUCUCACCAUCAUCACGGACAAAGUGGAGAGGAAACGGGGAAACAUCAUCAUUACUUAGGAGAAGAACAACACAUUGGUCUAGAUGUGACGCAGCUUGUCAGAGGACCUCAUGGUUCAAUGAUAGCGACACCUACCGAAGUGAAACUACACAUUGACAGCGAUUCCCUAAAACCAAACGACGAAGGUUUGGUUGUUGAAUAUGAAAGUCAUCAUCAAAAAGAUCCGUUACAAAAAGUGGCAGAUUUGAUGAGCAUCGAUUAGGAAUAGUUUGUUUGACUUUGAACAAACACCAUUUUAAAUUAAAUUUUAAUUGGUUUCUUCAAGUUUGGUCAAGUUUAUUCACCUGUGUCAACUUAUUGACUAAAAUGUAACUAUUGUUGAAGAAACCCAGACUCAUGAAUAUGAGUUUAGCCAAAGUAUUGAAAACUUAUGCCAUUUUUUGUUUAUUAGAGUUCAGUUUCGUAUGGAAUUUAUUUCCUCAAAAAAAAAAAAUUAUGCCAUAUUAUUCAUAAUAUGAUUGUUCUAAGAUUUCUUACCUACUUUAUAUCUUUAACAAAUUAAUUUCUUAUAAAAAUUAUGUAUUUUUGUUUUAUUGUUUCUGUAUACGUAAUAGAUGUUAAGUAUAUUUUAAUAUAUGCAAAAUUCUAGUCUGGAUAUUAUAAACUUUAUUCAAUUAAGAAGUUUCAAGGCCAUUAAAAUAUUAGCAAGUCAACCUUCAAACUCUGGAUAUCAAUUGAAUAUUUGCCUUAGCAAAAUACCAUCAGUUAACAUCACAUUCAUAAUUUGGCCCUAAAUAGUACAAAACUAAAAAAUCUGAAACUUUCUGUAAAUAAUACAAGUAAAUUGAAAAUUUGGGCUGUGUGAAUAUUUUUUUUUUUGUCAAACGAAUCCAAAAAUAUUUAUAAUUUGAAAUUCUAUUAUGUUUUCUUGUUAGCCUUUUUUUUAUAUUCUGGUUGAUAACAUUUUACUAACUCAUAAAGUGCAUAUUUGUCUGUUCCAAUGUUCAUCACGAUAUUCACAAAUAACGGUGAUUCAUUGGAGCAUAUCUAAUACAAAUUCCAAACUAUGGUUGGUGAAAAAAUAUGCAUUUUUAGUGAUACUCUACUAACACUGUACUUACCCUUAUUUGUACUUAUCUGCAUACUUUUUUAUAAAUAAACAUUUUAAAUUCACAA
Ceutorhynchus assimilis (cabbage seed weevil) is the source of this 2229-nucleotide messenger RNA. The record is from the annotation of a GenBank genome assembly. NCBI's taxonomy places the organism in Eukaryota, Metazoa, Arthropoda, Insecta, Coleoptera, Curculionidae.